This is a messenger RNA of Alternaria triticimaculans, 1605 nucleotides long. RefSeq lists its product as uncharacterized. NCBI's taxonomy places the organism in Eukaryota, Fungi, Ascomycota, Dothideomycetes, Pleosporales, Pleosporaceae. The transcript is spliced from 4 exons. The record is from RefSeq and is a predicted model, not a curated record. The coding region runs from base 1 to 1605 and encodes 534 amino acids.
AUGAGCCGAGAGUCUACGUAUACUUUGAACUCGCUCUAUCAUAAGAAGACCAUGGAUGCAGAUACCCAAGCUCUCGUCGACAGGAGAUCUGGCGAAUUGGUCCAAUGGCACAUAUAUUGGACAACACCGGCUCUCAUAGUCGCAUUGUUCAUGGCAGGGUUUGCGGCGGCAUUGGGCCAUCACUUGUUUUACAUGCAUCUCAAUGGGAAGCCGGCCACCGAGCAACUGAAGAUGGUGCGAUAUGGUACAGCCUUGGCCUUCUUUGUGAAAAGUACACUGGUUGGAACUGUCAUUAUGUGCAACCGUCAGCGCAUAUGGUAUACCUUCCGACGAAAGGCGAUGACGAUCAAUGGUAUUGAUGGCCUGUUCUCUGCAACGGAAGAUCCGACGCAGUUUUUCCUCAACUGGGAGAUGAUCAGAAACGGCAAGCUUGCUACGCUCAUGGCAGCCUCCGAAGAGGAAAGGAGAGAUGUAGAAGACGAUUCCGCGACAACGGGUACAGGAAGCUUCUUCGACUACUACGAUCAGCCGUCAAAGAACGCGCGCCGCUUGGCAUUCAGUAGCGUGUACAUGCAGAAGCCACAGCCUCGCGAAAACGCUUCUACCGUAUUUUGCGGAUCGGGCUGGAAUUGUACAUACACCAUAAGCUUCGUGGGACCCGGCUACCAGUGCGAGGAUGUCGAGAACACUGAUGAAUCCAACGCGCCAUUCGCAUUGUCUGAACUGGCGCCGAAUGGAAGCCUUGUAUAUAAUGCUGAUGUUGAUCAAGGUAAUUACGGGUAUCAAGAUCCAGCGAAUGGUACAGGGUCUUUAGGCGUAUUCGAGAACGAACCAAAUCUCUGGAUUGGCUACGCCAUCAAUACCUCCAAGCCGUACUCGCACGAUGCGGAACCGGAGUACACGGCCAAAUGGGGAAAUGUACAUGACCGUCCCAUCGAACCUCAGAAGAAUGCCGAAGAAUACAAAGUAACGGCUUCCUUUCAUACUCUGGGUACCCUCCUACGACGCUUCCUGCGUGGCAAGAUCGAAAAGCAGAAGAUCCUCAUAACCUACUCAGAUCUAUCUGAGACGCGUUUAGUCAACAGCAGCACCUCGUACCCGUUGGUAGACCUAAAGACAGAGAUACAAGACCUUUUCGAAGAUAUCCUCAUCACACUUCUCAACGACCCGAAUCUAGUCGUAGUCCAGACUCAAGAAGUGCCCUGCACAAAGUCACGAACCAUGAUGGUAUACGUAUAUUACAAGCACUCUCUUUGGAUCGGCUACGCAAUCGUCAUCGCAAUCACUUUCGCUUUCAUCCUGGUCGGCGCGUGGUCGCUCCACAUGAACGGGGUAGCGUCCGAUGUGCUCUUCUCUCGCAUCAUGGCUACCACCCGCAAUCCUACGCUGGAUCACCUGAGCGUUGGGGCGUGCUUGGGUGGGGACCCGUUCCCUAAGGAGCUGGCGAAGACGAAACUACGCUUCGGUGUGCUCCUUGAGGAUGAUCCUAGGGAGGGGCCUUUGGGCAAGGUGGAGCAUUGCUGCUUUGGCACUAUGGGUGAGACGAAGGAGAUUGUCAAAGGUGGCACGUAUGCGGGACUGAAGGAGUAUAGGGUCGAUGCAUGA